AUGUCUUCAGCAUCGUCCCAGGAGACAAUUCUCCUACUCGGAGGAACAGGAAAAAUAUCCUCUCGAAUUGCCCGCCUUCUAUCAAGCGCCAAUUAUUCCGUACUCCAGGCCUCGCGGUCUGGGGUCGCAGAGCCACUCCCACAUUGUCAGGGUGUGAAAUUCGAUUGGUUCGACCCAACAACCUACGAAAACCCGUUCGCCAGCUCUCCAAUAUCGGCAGUAUUCCUGGUAUCACCUAUGAUACUGGAUCCGUUUGGACCCAUGAAAACUUUUGUUGAUCUUGCUCGCGAGAAGGGUGUGAAUAGAUUUGUUUUGCUCAGUGCAAGCGUUAUUGAAGUUGGGGAUGGCCCUGCGCAGAGUACAAUUUCGAAGUAUAUCUCUGAAAUUGGCGUUGAGUAUGCGAUCUUGAGACCAACUUGGUUUAUGGAAAACUUCUCUGAACAGCAACACCUCCCCACAAUCCGCGAUGCAUCCCAGAUCAUUACCGCAACAGGAGAAGGAAAAGUCCCUUUUAUCUCAGCAGACGACAUCGCGGCCAUUGCUGUCCAUAGCCUUACGGACAAGACUCCGCACAACACUGAUCAUCUUAUCUUCGGCCCCGAGCUUUUCACUUUUGACGAGGUAACUGCACUCCUAACCAAAAAACUCAAGCGCCAAAUUACACAUGUCAAAAUAAGUCAAGAACAAUUCGAGGGAAUGAUAUCACAAUUCGGGAUACCGGAUGAUUAUGCGAAGAUGCUUGCAGGGCUGGAUACUUUUAUCAAGGAGGGCCGUGAGGAGAGAAGUAGUGAUGCCGUGAAGAAGGUUACCGGGAGGGAACCGAAGACUUUGGAAACAUAUUUGGAUGAAUGUGUUGCGAGGGGCGUUUGGGAUGGGAAAUAA
This is a messenger RNA of Venustampulla echinocandica, 882 nucleotides long. Its product is annotated as NAD(P)-binding Rossmann-fold containing protein. Lineage: Eukaryota; Fungi; Ascomycota; Leotiomycetes; Helotiales; Pleuroascaceae. The transcript has 3 exons. Bases 1 to 882 code for a protein of 293 amino acids. The record is from RefSeq and is a predicted model, not a curated record.